Molecule: messenger RNA, 1083 nt
Organism: Pipistrellus nathusii (Nathusius's pipistrelle)
Lineage: Eukaryota; Metazoa; Chordata; Mammalia; Chiroptera; Vespertilionidae
Source: the annotation of a GenBank genome assembly
AUGGUGCUGACGGUGGACGUCAUGGGGCCAGCGCCCUGGGGCUUCCGGAUCACUGGGGGCAGGGACUUCCACACGCCCAUCAUGGUGACCAAGGUAACGGAGCGGGGCAAGGCCGAGGCAGCUGACCUCCGGCCUGGCGACAUUAUCCUGGCCAUCAACGGGGAGAACGCACAGGGCAUGCUCCACGCCGAGGCCCAGAGCAAGAUCCGCCAGAGCCCCUCACCCCUGCGGCUGCAGCUGGACCGGUCCCGGGCUGCCUCUCCCGGGCAGGCCAACGGGGAAAGCUCCCUGGAGGUGCUGGCCACGCGCUUCCAGGGCUCGGUGAGGACACACGCUGAUGGCCAGUCCUCCCUGCGGUCCUCCUGUUCCAGCCCAGCCUCCCUCAGCCCCCAGCCAGGCAGCCCCUCCUCCUCCCAGGCCCCCUCCAGCCCGCAGGCCCUCACUGGAGAGGCGGCGGCAGCGAGCAGCCGAAGUUUCCAGAGCCUGGCACACAACCCAGGACUCACUGCUGCCGACCGCCCCUCCUAUGGAGGACACCCCAGAAGCCGCCAGGCCGGCCUCGGCCGCGCUGGCGACUCGGCGGUGCGGGUGCUGCCGCCUUCCCCGGGCCCCCGGCCCUCCAGCCCCCAACUCAGGUACCAUAUGAAUUCGGAGAGGGGAAGCCACCCCCUGCGAGAGGACUCAGAGGUCUUCAAGAUGCUGCAGGAGAACCGUGAGGGGCGGGCGGCCCCCCGGCAGUCCAGCUCCUUCAGGUUCCUGCAGGAAGUCCUGGAGGCUGAGGAGAGAGGUGGCACACCUGCCUUCCUGCCCAGCUCCCUGAGCCCCCAGUCCUCGCUGCCCACCCCCCGGGCCCCGGCCACCCCGCCCAAGCUCCACACGUGUGAGAAGUGCAGCAGCACCAUCGCGAACCAGGCGGUGCGCAUCCAGGAGGGGCGGUACCGCCACCCCGGCUGCUACACCUGCGCAGACUGCGGGCUGAACCUGAAGAUGCGCGGGCACUUCUGGGUGGGGGACGAGCUGUACUGCGAGAAGCAUGCCCGCCAGCGGUACUCGGCGCCCAAAGCCCUCGCCUCCCAGGCCUGA